UCUAGCAGGUUACAGUUUUGAAGUUUGGGCACAUGAGUUCUGAUCUACUGGCAUAUGGCUCAUCAGAUGGAACCUUGACAGUCUGCACUGUCUCUGUGCCACCUUCUGUUGUCAAGCAACUAAGUGGGCAUUCAAAAGGUGUCACAGAGCUAAACGAAGAUUCAUCAAGAUUAACUAUGGAGCAUAUGAUGAUGAAAUCUGCUUAAAGGAUGCCUUCUUUAAUAAACUUUACUGAGAAUCCUUUUGGAGCUGUCCUGUGUUAAACAAAUGCAGGAAAAAGAGAGGUUUUACACUUGGAGAACAAAAUAAACAGCUGUGUUGCCU
Messenger RNA from Rubroshorea leprosula, 324 nucleotides. Lineage: Eukaryota; Viridiplantae; Streptophyta; Magnoliopsida; Malvales; Dipterocarpaceae. The record is from the annotation of a GenBank genome assembly.